GCAUUCACAAAAACGUUAGAGCUCGAGGAGGAACAAGUUACCGCUUUAUACGUCGUUCGGAGCGACUUCGCACUUUGGAAUAUAACUGGAACUCACAGUCUUCUUUCGACAGUGACUACGUGAACGUCGGUCAGCGUUGUUUGUGCCUGUUAAUACCGGAAACACAGAAACAUGGUGUGCGCCUGCUUAAUCACGGUACUUCUAUUCCUGUACAUGGUUUUCGAUGUGCACUACUUCUUGAGGAUCUUUUUCACAAUUAUCACCGGCAAGCUCUUCCAGAAGAAGAUAAAACUCUUUGAUACUACCACCAUCUACGGAAUAUGUUUAACGCAGGAUGUGGACCUGUUCCUAAAGCACAUGAACAACGCCAGGUACCUUCGCGAAUUGGAUUUCGCACGUUUCCACUUUUACGAUAGAUCUGGACUUUAUGCAGCUAUUUCGAAAAGAGGCGGCGGAGCAGUGCAAGGAGCUUCCUCGGUCCGUUACCGUCGUGCAAUUCCUAUUUUCUCACCGUACAAGGUCACUACUAAGCUACUUUACUGGGAAGGCAAGAACUUUUACAUCGAGAAUCAAUUCAUCACUUUGAGCGACAAUUUCGUUCGUGCCGUGAUUCUCAGCAAGCAAACCUCGACAGGAAUACAAGCUUCCAUGGCUGAAAUCGUCGCGGACGUCGAUCCGAACGCUCGUCUUCCUGAACUGCCCAAGGAUCUCGAAUUGUGGAUUAACUCCAUGGAGGUUUCCUCUAAAAAGUUUAGGAAACAGGAGUAGAUUUUUAAUUUUUAUAUUUUGUUUAAUUUGUUGCGAUCUAUGGUUUUAAUAAAGCGGUAUUAAGUCAUA
Molecule: messenger RNA, 837 nt
Organism: Megachile rotundata (alfalfa leafcutting bee)
Lineage: Eukaryota; Metazoa; Arthropoda; Insecta; Hymenoptera; Megachilidae
Product: protein THEM6
Source: RefSeq, a predicted model, not a curated record